CCCCCCCGAAAGAAAGCGUGUCAACAGUGUACAAACGCAAAGACUAGAUGCGAUCUUCAAAGACCGACUUGCUCCAGGUGUCAACUGCGAGGACUUGAUUGUCGUUACGCCGCUCAGCCGGAGCUAUACGGCGAAGGGAGCGCGCCCAGUAGCCGCGUCAAUUAUAGCAUUUCUGCAGAACGCUCCAGUAUUGUCGUCCAAAGUGCUGCCUCGUCGUCAACUUCGCACAUUAGCAAUAGCAAUAGCACGCAAGGGCAGCCAGGACCAAUAUUCCCUCCGAUUUCCUUUGACCUCGACGAGGGAUUAAUACAGGGGAAUAUGUCCGCCAUGUCUCCGGCAUAUGAUCCUUUCCGUCCGUCUUCACCAGUCGCAAGUGGGAGCUACUCGACACCCACUGUCACACCUCCAUCAACCCUGGACACAGACUUGGUGUCUUCAGUUGACCCAUCCCGGAUCCGGAGCCGCUGGCUGGACCAGAUUCUCGCCUCUCCUGAUCAGAGGCCUAAGCAUCUCUCAGAGCUCGCUGUUAGCUAUAUGUCCCAGGUGCUCAAGACGUAUCCCAAGAUGAUGCUCCGUCAAGGAGGUCUUCCACCUUUGAUACAUCAUUCCCAAGCGGAAGGCGAGCGGAUACCUGUGCCUUUGGCGAAUUGUCUCAGUCUAGUCCGCAUGUGGGAGAAUAGGGCUCCCGGCAGCGAGAUGAUUGCCAUACAGACGAUAAAGUGGGAAAUGGAGAGACUCUUCCGAGAAGUUAGUUCCUUUUAUGGAACGUAUGAGCAGAUGGAGUUGUUGGCCGCAUUUCAAGCAUACUUGAUCUAUUCUAUCAUGUUAUUUUUCUCGUCUAGCGAAGAUGGAAAAUCUGUAACCGACCGAACCGUUAUGAUCAACCUCCAGGAACUGGCUUGUCGGGUUGCCCAAACAGGACUCGUGUGCGCAGCCGAGCUUUCGCACUGUAGACCGAGGUGGGAGUCAUGGAUCGUUGCGUCCGCGAAGCGGCGCACACUGUAUAUCAUGUACUUCCUUGACAACGUCUACUGCACUCUGAACCACAUCCCUUGCCACAUAGCGGAGGAACUAGGAAGUCUUCUGGCCCCCGCUAGCAAGGCUCUCUGGGAGGCCCGGACAAAGGAAAAAUGGGAGAGAGAGUAUGACAUCCACCUCGCUGCCUGGAAUGGUGGCGGGCUGAGAAUAGGCGAGUUGUGGGCAUCACGGGAGAGGGGAACUGCUACGCAGCAAGAAAGAAUCCAGAGAUGGCUUGAGAGCGUGGAUGAAUAUGGUAUGAUGUACUUCUCAGUAAGUGCUAUGAUUCAUGGUCUUUAA
Messenger RNA from Gloeophyllum trabeum ATCC 11539, 1317 nucleotides. RefSeq lists its product as uncharacterized. The annotation marks the transcript as partial. The transcript is spliced from 2 exons. The record is from RefSeq and is a predicted model, not a curated record. Lineage: Eukaryota; Fungi; Basidiomycota; Agaricomycetes; Gloeophyllales; Gloeophyllaceae. Gene Ontology annotation, molecular function: DNA-binding transcription factor activity, RNA polymerase II-specific; zinc ion binding. Gene Ontology annotation, biological process: regulation of DNA-templated transcription.